CUGGUUUAUUUAAGAAGAGCACAGGUAUCUUGAUUUCUCUCAGAAGCACCUUGCUCAAAUGGUCUCAAAUUGAGGCCACCAGGGUUUCUACAGCAAUCUUUGAGACAGCUGGAAUAGAUUCAGAGAUUGUAGAACGACGUCAAACAGGACUGCUGAGCCCAAGUGUGGCUUCAGUGUCACUGACCUAGUAUUAGUGGCUGUAGCCACCUGACUCCACAUCACUUCUUACCUGUGCUGGGUCCAGUGCUUUAGCUAGGAAAUGCCAAAUACACCAUUUCAAUGGGAGCUAAACCCUGCAGCGAAGUAGUUUACAGAAGCUUGAACACAGCAGGAUUCAAUGCAUUAUGUAUGGAGCAGCCCUCUGGAACUGCACAGGCACCUAAGUUAUGCCUGUAGGAAAACAGUAAUUGAAAACCUCCUUCUUCCCCACCUCUUGGAGCUGCCUUGCGUUAAAUAUUAACAGCCUUGGUUCAUCAAUUCCCUGGUUCACUUGGCUUCUUUUAACAACAGAUGUAGUUACAACAACUCCUCUGCCUCCGUCCCUGCUCCUGUCAGCACAGCCCAUGGUGAAACCCAAGACUCCAGUGCUGUAACUCUGCCUGCAGAGCCUGGCUGCUGCCCUGGUCGUGUGGUCUCCUCCAUCUGUCUCCUUGGGAUCACCAAUGCAUCCUGCUUUCCGCAUCUGGGAUUAGCUUGUGCUGUGGGCCACUGGUUGCAGAGAAGGGUUGGUUAAAGGACGCAGAGAAAAGGAGCCCACAGGAAGGAGUUUCUGCUGUCAGAGGGGUGAGCAUGGCCAGCAACUCCAGCACACUGCCCCGGGUGACUUUCCAGACACCAGAGAAACCUGGGGAGGAAUCGUCACACAGGAAACUGGGCAAGUUAACCAUCAAGUACAACCGCAAAGACCUACAGCGCUGGCUGGACCUGGAGGAAUGGAUCAACACCCAACUGCAGGAGCUGUACCAGUGCCGGCUAAGAGAGGAAACAGAGGCAGCAGCUCCUGAACCACAAAUUGACCUUGAAGAUCUCCUGGAGGUCCCUAAUGAAGAACAGAAAUUAAAACUACAGGAAAUCCUCCAUGAGUGCUCCAACCCGACAGAGGACUUCAUUACAGAACUGCUUAGUCGAUUGAAAGGUCUCCGGAGAGUCACCAAUCCUCAGAAGAAAUGACCUUGCCCCCAUGGAACACCCAGCUUUGGUCACAAGGGAAUAUGUAUCUUCCCCACAAAACCCAGGAUCAGAAACAUCACUUCAGAAUAUGUUUAAGACUUACUGAUAUUGAGAAAACAUUACCAAGUUUGUGAACUUUACACCAGUGGUUUGAAGUCUCAGCUCAUCCCAGAUCUACGCAUACAGCAGGGAGCUAGACUGUACAUAUUCCUGAUUCUUAAAGGGCAUGUUAACCUGGGGAACAGGCCAAGAUGUCCUUCCUUUAGUUUCUUCUACGAAUUUCCACGCUGGCUGAGAAGCACUGAAUACAGUUCUCAGGAGCUCAUCAAGACUUCUUUCUUUCCAUCCACUGCAAGGAAAACAAGGCAUUGGUUAUCACUCAUUCAUCAACAUGGAAAAUCAGUUACUGUUAAGCUGCACCCUGUUUCAGUCUGGCUGGGACCCAGCUGUGAUCUCCUGCCUGUUACUGCUGUACCUGACUGUACAGCAUUACACGUACUUUGUAGGUCUUAUGAAGCCUCUGUUAUCAUGGUGGUUGGACAGAAAAUAUAUGGUAGGAUGGAAGGAAAAUGAGUGCACCUGAUCUACUUAAGGGGAAACAACUGCUAAGGUUAAUGGAAGAGACUGUUUUUCCUUUUUGUGGAAUUUAGGACUUGCUUGUUUAGAAGAUGCUUUUAAAUUAUUAAGAUCUGGGAAUGAUUUUAGUCAUCAUUUAAAAAUGGAAAAAUGCUUAUUUUGUAUAUUAAACCACAGAAAACCAGACAUGCACUGCUUGCUUUUGCUCUCUUUUUAGACACUAACAAAAAACUGAAAUGAGAAAAUAUUUGCUCUCAAUUUUCCUGCAGGGAGCAUCUCAGAGCAAGUCUUUUGCCGACAGGUUGGUCUCACAAAUGAGAUAUGAAGUAGGACAGAUUGUCUUGAGGCAAAAACUCUUCUG
Molecule: messenger RNA, 2107 nt
Organism: Pezoporus flaviventris
Lineage: Eukaryota; Metazoa; Chordata; Aves; Psittaciformes; Psittacidae
Gene: PPP1R14D
Product: protein phosphatase 1 regulatory inhibitor subunit 14D
Exons: 4
Coding region: 790-1170 (126 amino acids)
Biological process (GO): regulation of phosphorylation
Cellular component (GO): cytoplasm
Molecular function (GO): protein serine/threonine phosphatase inhibitor activity
Source: RefSeq, a predicted model, not a curated record